Molecule: messenger RNA, 2813 nt
Organism: Sinocyclocheilus grahami
Lineage: Eukaryota; Metazoa; Chordata; Actinopteri; Cypriniformes; Cyprinidae
Product: calcium/calmodulin-dependent protein kinase type II subunit gamma-like
Exons: 21
Coding region: 1-1590 (529 amino acids)
Biological process (GO): protein phosphorylation
Molecular function (GO): calmodulin binding; ATP binding; calcium/calmodulin-dependent protein kinase activity
Source: RefSeq, a predicted model, not a curated record
AUGAUUAUGGGUGCCUUUUCUAUUGUUCGGCGAUGUGUAAAGAAAUCAACCAGCCAGGAAUAUGCUGCUAAGAUCAUCAACACAAAAAAGCUGUCAGCAAGAGAUCAUCAGAAGCUAGAAAGAGAGGCCCGCAUCUGCCGUCUGCUCAAACAUUCCAACAUAGUGCGUCUCCAUGACAGUAUCGCAGAAGAAGGCUUUCAUUACCUGGUCUUUGACCUUGUGACUGGUGGAGAAUUGUUUGAAGACAUUGUCGCAAGAGAAUAUUACAGUGAAGCAGAUGCAAGUCAUUGCAUCAAUCAGAUCCUGGAAAGCGUCAGCCACAUCCACCAGCAUGACAUUGUGCACAGGGACCUCAAGCCAGAGAACCUGCUGUUAGCCAGUAAGAUGAAGGGGGCAGCAGUGAAGUUGGCUGAUUUUGGCCUUGCCAUUGAAGUGCAGGGAGAUCAGCAGGCCUGGUUCGGUUUUGCAGGCACCCCUGGAUACCUCUCCCCUGAAGUCCUGAGAAAGGAUCCCUAUGGCAAACCAGUGGAUAUCUGGGCUUGUGGUGUGAUCUUGUAUAUCCUGCUGGUGGGUUACCCUCCUUUCUGGGACGAGGACCAGCACAAACUGUAUCAACAGAUCAAGGCUGGAGCCUAUGACUUUCCCUCUCCAGAGUGGGACACUGUUACCGCAGAGGCCAAAAACCUCAUCAACCAGAUGUUGACCAUCAACCCAGCAAAGAGGAUCACAGCUGACCAAGCACUCAAACAUCCGUGGGUCUGUCAACGCUCCACUGUCGCCUCCAUGGUGCAUCGUCAAGAAACCGUUGAGUGUCUGCGCAAGUUCAACGCCCGCAGAAAACUAAAGGGGGCCAUUUUGACCACCAUGCUGGUGUCCAGGAACUUCUCAGUGGGUCGGCAGCACACCAGCCCCGCCGCCCCCACCACCAGCACAGCUGCACUGGCACAAGAAGCAUGCAAAAGUUUACUGAACAAGAAGUCUGAUGGCGUGAAGAAAAGGAAGUCAAGCUCCAGUGUUUAUUUGAUGGGGUCUACAGAGAGCUGUAACACCACAGAAGAGGAGGACAUGAAAGGUAGUAAAGUAUCGGUGGGUGGGGCUAGCAAUGACAGUGCAGUGGGGAGCCAGUGCAGUGCCUCUGAGGAUCCAGCUCCUCAGCCCGAGGCCUCUCCCCCCUGCCCACCGCCCACACGAAAGCAGGAGAUCAUUAAAAUCACAGAGCAGCUGAUUGAGGCCAUCAACAACGGAGAUUUUGAAGCUUACACGAGGAUCUGUGACCCUGGCCUGACCUCUUUUGAGCCCGAGGCACUUGGAAACCUGGUUGAGGGAAUGGACUUCCAUAAGUUCUACUUUGAGAAUUUGCUGAGUAAGAACAGUAAGCCUGUGCAUACAACCAUCCUGAACCCUCACGUGCACCUGAUUGGAGAGGACGCCGCUUGCAUCGCCUAUAUCCGACUGACACAGUACAUGGACAGCCAGGGCCGGGCACGCAGCAGCCAGUCGGAGGAGACACGCGUGUGGCACCGCCGAGAUGCCAAGUGGCUCAACAUCCACUUCCACUGCUCUGGAGCGCCUGCCGCACCUCUACAGUGAAUCACAGAGGGCAAAGCAUGCCUGAAUACUAAAGCUGAUUGGAGCAUUUCUUCUCCGUGCACGUCUUGCCGCCUGGAGCCCGGCCAGAAGAGAACCUCUUGAAGUUUUGAAAACGUGAGGGAAAAAAUUGACACAACUAAGAAAUAUAUUUAAAAGCGGCCACCACUUCAGUCCAACUCUAGCUAGAUGUGGGGCGGGCGGCCACGGCAGCAGCCCUGCCUUCUGGAUGCUGCAUGCUUCUAAUGCCCACACGGGGCGCUGUAUUGUCUUUACCCAUAAUCCCAUAAUGUCUGCUGCCCAACAUUCGGAAAUGGUGUUUAAAAGUAUUAGUAAUAUAUUGUAAAAUACUGAGAUCUUCACUUGUGUAAUUAACAGCCAGUAGAGACGGAAGUUAGAAUCAGAAAUGUGAAUCGUUGAAGAGCACACGCCGUUUUAAGGGUAAAUGAUGUGAGUUUAUUACAUUUAAGAAAACAUUUUUCUGUUUUGUUUUUCUCUUUCUUUUUUUACGCAAAGAAUGUGGUGGCAUGGCAUAUCAGAGGGAACGAAAAAGUGUAUCAGACGUUGAAGCACCAAAGUGUAGACUCUAGACGUUGAGAAGAGGAUGUUUUAAUGUUGCUUUUAUUUUCUUUGAAAUUGAGGAAUGGGGUUGGGGAAGAUUUUUUUUCUGGCUUUCUGUCGUGUUUUGGUGGAUCUCUUGGUUUUUAUCUUCUGAAUGAUGCGGUAUUUGAAAGUAUUUUGUGUUUUCAAGACAAUUGUUUUAAAGUGGGACACGAUUUAAUAUAGAUGUGCAUAAAUAGAUAUUUAUAAAAGAGAAAGGACAAAACUGUGUGUGGUGUCCGGGGGGGUGAUGUGUGUGUUUGUGUACUUAUAAAUGUUUUUUCUUGGGUUCAAGAUGCUUGUUGCUAUGUAGUGUUUUGCGUAAAUCUUCUUAACACACACUUCCACAUGAGGCCUGAACUCAAGUUGGGUUGGUUUACUUGCCUUCCUGUAUGUUUGCACCCAUAACCUCUAGGCUCUCUGAACCUGAAGUUGCAGAACCCUCACUUUCUUUGAUUCGAGUUUGUUGUAUGUCUCUUGGUCCCCAGGGGGCGCUAAACACUAUACACAACAUACUCAUCAUAACCCUUGCUCUCUCUCCCAGAGUUACUCUGCUCACCUUUUAGGCUUCCAGCUGCUGUGCAUAUCAUUUUUUUUAGACUAUAAGCAUGUCGAGAAAAAAAAAA